AACGCGAGCCGCGCGGCCUGGUGCUCUAGUGCUCGGACGCCCCGAGCCCCCGCGUCCACGCCGGGCUGAGCGUUACCCCCGCCCUUCCCGUGGCCCCUGACCUGGACCCCCAGGCCCUACUCGCCCGAGCCAGGCCGCGCGGGCCGCCCGAGGAGGAGGAGGAUGUCCUUCCAGGGCAAGAAGAGCAUCCCUCGGAUCACGAGUGACCGCCUUUUGAUCAAAGGUGGGAAGGUCGUGAACGAUGACCAGUCCUUCUACGCGGAUCUGUACGUGGAAGACGGUUUGAUCAAACAAAUUGGAGAGAACCUCAUUGUCCCUGGGGGCAUCAGGACGAUUGAUGCCCACGGCCUGAUGGUCCUGCCAGGUGGCAUCGACGUCCACACCAGGCUGCAGAUGCCCGUGCUGGGCAUGACCCCCGCUGACGACUUCUGCCAGGGCACCAAGGCAGCCCUUGCGGGAGGGACCACCAUGAUAUUGGACCACGUGUUUCCUGACACGGGUGUGAGCCUGCUGACAGCCUACGAGCAGUGGCGGGAGCGAGCGGACAGUGAGGCCUGCUGUGACUACUCCCUGCAUGUGGACAUCCCCCGCUGGCACGAGGGUGUCAGGGAGGAGCUGGAGGCCCUGGUCAAGGAUAAGGGCGUGAACUCCUUCCUGGUCUUCAUGGCAUACAAGGACAGGUGUCAGUGCACCGACAGCCAGAUGUAUGAGCUGUUCAGUACCAUCCGGGACCUGGGAGCUGUGGCCCAAGUGCACGCGGAGAAUGGGGACAUAGUGGACGAGGAGCAGAAGCGGCUGCUGGAGCUUGGUGUCACCGGCCCUGAGGGUCACGUGCUCAGCCGCCCCGAGGAGGUGGAGGCCGAAGCUGUGUACCGUGCUGUCACUGUAGCCAAGCAGGCCAACUGCCCCCUGUAUGUCACCAAAGUGAUGAGCAAGAGUGCGGCCGACGUGGUGGCCCUCGCCAAGCGCAGGGGGGUGGUCGUGUUUGGGGAGCCCAUCACCGCCAGCCUGGGCACGGACGGCUCGCACUACUGGAGCAAGAACUGGGCAAAGGCUGCGGCCUUUGUCACUUCACCCCCCAUCAACCCAGACCCCACCACUGCAGACCACCUCACCUCCCUGCUGUCCAGCGGGGAUCUGCAGGUGACCGGCAGUGCCCACUGCACCUUCAGCACCGCCCAGAAGGCUGUUGGCAAAGACAACUUCACCCUGAUCCCCGAGGGCACAAACGGCGUGGAGGAGCGCAUGUCAGUGGUGUGGGAGAAGUGUGUGGCCUCAGGGAAAAUGGACGAGAAUGAGUUCGUCGCUGUGACCAGUACAAAUGCAGCCAAAAUCUUCAAUUUUUACCCAAGGAAGGGGCGAGUGGCUGUGGGCUCUGAUGCUGACCUGGUUAUAUGGAACCCCAAGGCCACAAAGAUCAUCUCUGCCAAGAGCCACAACCUGAACGUGGAGUACAAUGUUUUCGAAGGCGUCGAGUGCCGAGGCGUCCCCACGGUCGUCAUCAGUCAGGGCAGGGUUGUGCUGGAGGACGGGAACAUGUUUGUCACCCCGGGGGCUGGCCGAUUCAUUCCUCGGAAGACGUUCCCGGACUUUGUGUACAAGAGGAUAAAGGCACGCAACAGGCUGGCGGAGAUCCACGGUGUGCCCCGAGGCCUGUAUGACGGGCCAGUCCACGAGGUGAUGGUGCCCGCCAAGCCAGGGGGUGGCGCCCAGGCGCGUGCGUCCUGCCCAGGGAAGAUCUCGGUGCCGCCGGUGCGCAACCUGCACCAGUCGGGGUUCAGCCUGUCUGGGUCGCAGGCGGACGACCACAUCGCCAGACGCACCGCCCAGAAGAUCAUGGCGCCCCCUGGCGGACGUUCCAACAUUACCUCACUGUCCUAGACAUGGCAGCUGGGGUGCCAGCACGCUGGUGGGGCACCGUUCACCGCGGUCGCUUCCCCUUUGUCGGGCUGAUUUUGAAAGGUGCUUGGCCUUCCCUUCCUCUCCCCAGAAACUCUCCCUUUCGGGUCCCAGGUUCUGUAAGGAGGAACUCCCCCAAGGAAAGGGCCGACUGGGGAGGUUUCACUGCCAGGGGCAGUGCAGGUGGCCCCAGCCAAGGUGCUAGGGUACCUCACGAAGGCAGGGCAACCACUCCACUAGAGCUGUGACAUGGGGCCCCGUGACAUGGGACAGGCCGAGAGGCUGGGUGUCUGCUCCCUCCUCUGGGUGUGACCCACUGUCCCUGGAAGCCCAGGCUCUGCCACCUGCCCCGUCCCCCACCCAGCAGCCCCAGGGCUGCUGUGAUUCAGGGACCCCUCAGAAUGUAGUGCAGGGCGGCUCCCGGCAGGACUCCUGCGGCCGUUGUACACUUUUCCAAGGACCAAACCUCACCUUUUAGUCGCCUGUCUCCGGGGCAGUUCUCGGGGCCUGUAGGGGGGAUGCCCUCCUUCCUUACCAGAUGUGCAUCCCGAUAGUUUCUUAGAGCAGAAGUUUUGUGUGGUGAGGACAGCUAUAGCCAGGACUGCAUGUCACCACGGCCCAGAGCACAGCACAGCCCCAGCCUCAUGGGGAGCGGGUCAAUUAAAGCAUCUGGGUC
Molecule: messenger RNA, 2575 nt
Organism: Rhinolophus ferrumequinum (greater horseshoe bat)
Lineage: Eukaryota; Metazoa; Chordata; Mammalia; Chiroptera; Rhinolophidae
Gene: DPYSL4
Product: dihydropyrimidinase like 4
Exons: 14
Coding region: 163-1881 (572 amino acids)
Cellular component (GO): cytoplasm; cytosol
Molecular function (GO): hydrolase activity, acting on carbon-nitrogen (but not peptide) bonds, in cyclic amides
Source: RefSeq, a predicted model, not a curated record